Cynocephalus volans (Philippine flying lemur) is the source of this 1353-nucleotide messenger RNA. RefSeq names its product zinc finger CCHC-type containing 18 (gene ZCCHC18). Gene Ontology annotation, cellular component: nucleus. Lineage: Eukaryota; Metazoa; Chordata; Mammalia; Dermoptera; Cynocephalidae. The record is from RefSeq and is a predicted model, not a curated record.
AUGGCUCCCGGGUUGGAGAAGCGAUCGCUGCGAGGCAGGAAGGAAUAUGUGGGUGGGAGGUUAUCCAACUCCUAUUUCCUUUCGCUGUGGCCGGCCAUCAAAGCUGAAUCCGAACUUGAAUUCUGUGUAGCUAAUUGCAGAGUUGGUAGGCCGGUGGUUUCCGGGGGAGAAUUCAUAGCUAGCAUCAUUGCAUGUGUGAGUAACAGCUGAUGGCAGAACGCACCCUUGCCACUUUCCAUGCUGAGCUCUCAGGGGAGGAGUCUUGGUCCCUUAAUGGCCAACGUGGCAGAGAGAAACAUGAAGUUGUUCUCAGGGAGGGUGGUGCCAGCCCAGGGGGUAGAAACCUUUGAAAACCGGCUGAUCCAAGUCAAUGAGGUUCUGCCAGAUUGGAAUAUGUCUGAGGAGAAAAAGGUCAAGCGCUUGAUUGAAACCUUUAGGGGCCCUGCCCAGGAGGCCGUGCAUUUGCUCCAGGCAGCUAACCCCAACCUAAAUGUGGCAGAUUUUUUGAGGGUUAUUAAAUUGGUGUUUGGGGAGUCUGAAAGUAGUGUGACUGCUCAUGGUAAAUUUUUUAACACCCUGCAGGCACAAGGGGAGAAAGCCUCCCUUUAUGUGAUCCGUUUAGAGGUGCAGCUCCAGAAUGUUAUUCAGGCAAUCAUCAUAGCCAAGAAAGAUGCAAACCAGACUCGCCUGCACCAGCUCCUGUUAAACACUGAGCUGAGUAAAGACAUGAGCUUCAGGCUUAAGGAUGUUCUGAGGGUGUAUGCAAAUGAGCAGGAGUGUCUUCCCAGUUUUCUGGAGUUAAUCAGGAUGAGAAGGGAGGAAGAGGAGGGGGGCACUUUUAUUAAAAAGAAGUGGCCCAAAAAAGAUGAGCCAAUAAUAGAGAGGGCAGCCAGCCCUGCAGCAUUUCAGGCCUCCAGCAAUGCGAUCCACAGUGCUGACUGCAAUGUGAUAGAGACAGAUGAUACCCCUGAUGACGUAGAUGAGGAUGUGAUCCUGGUGGAGUCUCAGGACCAUCCACUGACAUCCAUAGGUAUCCCUCUCUUCCUCAGGGCCAGAUCUCAGGAUCAAGGGCUGGUCAUUGAUUCCACCAACAAUUCUGGGGCUUAGUCUCCUUCCACCAGUGGUAGGUCUGGGUAUAAGAAUGAUGGUCCUGGGACUAUGCAUACAGCCAGGAAGCAAAAUUUCACAAUUCGCUGUUCAUAUUGUGGCAAGGAGGUCCACUCAAAAGAAACCUGUGGCAACGAGAGCAACACGGCCCAAGUUUUUGAGAAUCUGAUCAUCACCCUGCAGCAGUUGACACAUACAGAAGAAAGAUCAAAAGAGGUCCCUGGAGAACACAAUGACCCUCUCUGA